UCCCUCUCUCAUUCUGUAGAUGAUGUCAUUGUGGCUUCCCUUAGACCUUGGACAAAUGAUGUGGGUCUCUGUUUGGCGUUCCUCCUCUUUUCCACCCCUCUCUCUCUUUCUCUCUCUCUCUCUCUCUCUUUCUCUCUCUCUCUCUCCCCCCCAGUGUCUCCAUCUCGUACUCCACUGCUCUCUUCAUCAACAGAGGGAUAGCAGCUGAGGAAACUUGAUAGCACUCCAUCCCCUUCUCUUCUCCUCUUCCCUUUUUCUUAAUCUCCCUCUCUUCUUCUCUCUAUCCCUCUCUCAUUCUCUAGCAGCGAUGUAGUUCUCUCUCAAACUUUAACAGCUGUUUGGCAGUGAAGUCUUGACUGAGAUCCAUCACGCCUGGACCUCCAUGGAUUCACUCCCUGCUUCUUUUUGAGAUCUUUCCAGAGUCGCCUCUCUAUUCAUUUCUGUCUUCUGUUUACAUUGUCGUGUCGGUGGGUUUGGACCAUGGCCAUGAAGGAAACCAUACUCCCUAUUAGUGAGGUGUCGAGUCCGUACCCGGAGAUUGUGGAACUCAAUGUCGGCGGCCAAGUGUACGUCACCAAGCGCUCCACCCUGGUCAGCGUACCUGACACCACCCUCCACUACAUGUUCACGCGGUGCAGCCCGCACGAGUUGCCCCGCGACAACCGAGGGCGCUUCUUCAUUGACCGCGAUGGGUUCUUGUUCCGAUACGUGCUGGACUUCCUACGGGACCGCCAGCUUGUGCUACCAGAACACUUUCCGGAGCGGGAACGUCUUCAGCGUGAAGCCGAGCACUUCCAGUUGGGGGAAAUGCUUAGACUUUUGGGCCCACGUGUAGCCAAGCAAGGCUCGCUCAAUGACGAAGGCUGCCAGAGCGACAUUGAGGAAAGUUCGCAGAGCAGUGAGUUGGUGACUCGAACUGGAAGCUGUGCCACCAACUAUGCGACUUCCUCUUCCGUCCUGGACAAGAGGUCUGGGUUUAUUACGAUAGGUUAUAGGGGAUCCUACACAAUGGUGAGGGAUAACCAAGCUGAUGCUAAGUUUCGCCGUGUGGCACGGAUCAUGGUCUGCGGGCGUAUCGCCCUGGCGAAGGAAGUGUUCGGUGACACUUUAAAUGAAAGUCGAGAUCCGGACCGUCCGCCAGAGAAGUACACCUCCCGCUUCUACCUGAAGUUCACCUACCUGGAGCAAGCAUUCGACAGGUUGAGUGAGGCUGGCUUCCAGAUGGUGGCCUGCAACUCAACUGGAACAGCUGCGUUCGUUAACCAGUACAGAGACGACAAGAUCUGGAGCAGCUACACGGAGUACAUCUUCUUUAGACCAGCCUGCAAGUCAGCAUCCCCUAAACUGGAGCGUGAGGAGCCCAAGUCCGAGAAACUGCUGGAUAAGGCCAGUGAGAGCGGAGCCUCAUUGAACGAGCUCUCCACAUCCAGCUCCGAGACCCACUCAGAAGCCACAUCCCCCCAGGACGGGGGUCCCAUCCUAGUGUCACGUGGUGAGGUUGUGGGGGGCUCGCUGGCUCCGUGUGGUGCCCUGCACUCUGUAUCUCGACCUCCGAGCACUUUCACUCUGGGCCGACCGCCCAAAAAAGGAUCCUCUGUGCAGUGGAUGGAGCUGCCGGAUAAGAGGAGGAACAGCGAGUUGUUCCAGUCCCUCACCAGCGGGGUUGGUCCGAGGGAAGGUGUGGGAAGCGGUCUGACCCGGAGGAAGACUCUGGAGAGGCCCAGCGUGGAGGAGGAAAUGAAACAGUGCAUCCGAGAAUUCCGAAAGAUCAAGAUCCCUCCGGCGUUCCCAGAACGCAAAAGGCAGUGGCAGUCAGAACUGCUUCAGAAAUACGGGCUUUAAAGAAAACUCAGAAUAGGCGGUUUAAACUAUCCAACUGAUUCACAAUCUCGCACAAUAGAUUGCCCAACAGACUUUAAAGUCCUCAGAGGUCUUGAUUCACACUGAGAAACCAAACAAUUGAGUAUCAGAAAAGAGAAAGAAGGAACUUGAGUCAUUAAAACAUGUUCCACUUUGCUCCAUUUUUAUUCAAAAUUGACAGCACCAUUAAUAUCUUUGAACUAGACUUUAAAACCUACCAAAAAGUGGUGAUGGAGCACAUUUCGAUGAAAAGCCAUUCCAUCUAGACUUAUCUAAAUAAACCUUUCCAUUGUUCAGAAGGUCUGCAAACAGGGCUCAUAGUAUAUACUAUUGUACUGACAGACAGACAGUGUUUACUGACAGACAGUAUUGGCUUCUUUGUAGACAUAUUGGGAAGUAAAUUCUUGUUGUGUCCAAAAGAGAGAUGUCACUGUGCGUUAACUAGUUGUUCAGUUUGGUUCUAUACAAAUGAUGUUAAUGUAAAUGUUGUUGUCUCUACCUACCUUUGUUUCAAUGAUUAAUUUAGGUUUGUCUUUUCGUAUACAUGUAUUAGGGCUACCAAACUAUUUCAAAUGCCAGUCAAAUUGCUAUAUGCUGAUUAUUUAAUCAAAUUGCAAUUAAUCACAUAUACAGUGCAUUCAGAAAGUAUUUAGACCCCCUACAAUUUUUCAAUCAUGCUAUGUUGCAGAAUGAUACUACAAAAGUAAAAAAAAAAAAAAAAAUUCACAUUGAUCUACAGUCCGUACCUCAUAAUGACAAAGGUGAUGAGCAGUGCCUGGUUUCCUUCAAACAUGAUGCUUAGAAUUGAGCUUUAUCAGAGCAGAGUCUGAGGGUCCUUCGGGUGCUUUUUUGCAAACUCCAGGCUGGCUUUUAUGUGUUUUGCACUGAGGAGAGGGCUACAGUGAUGGUUGUCCUUCUGGAACUUUUUCCCAUCUCCACACAAGAUCUCUGGAGCUCAGUCAGAGUGACCAUUGGGUUAUUUAUUGGUCACCUUUCUUACUAAGGCCCUUCCCCAUAAAUUUCAGUUUGGCUGGGUGACCAGCUCUUGGAAGAGUCCUGGUUGUGCCAAACCUCUUCCAUCUAAGAAUUAUGCAAGCCACUGUGGGAACCUUCAGUGCAGCAGAAUGUUUUCAGAUUCUUCCCCAGAUCUACACUGUAAAAAAUUACUGUAAUUUUAAUGGUAAAAAACUGUGAAAAAUGCUAUAGUACAAACCUGUUCAAUGGUUAUGUAAAAUUUAAUCGGGAAUUUUUUCUUAUUUGUUAUGUUUAUUAGGGUUUUAUGUUACUUAUAAUGCUGCUAAAUUUCAUUUUAAUGAGUCUCACCAUGAUGGUGUUUAGUGCUUGUGUGAAUGACUGUGCACCUUCUAUGUGUAUUAUUAUUUAAAAGCAGCUUGUGAUGGACUUUGGUUCAUCACGUGACUUUCUCAUUACCAACUGCUUUUGGUAGUUUUCAGUGUAUUACAAAGUUACAAAACAGAGUUCAGUACUUCAAUAGUUAGGUAUAUUAACAUUAUAUCAGUUAAUGAAAUUACGGUAUUUAACUGUAAAUUUAACGUAAAACCUAAAA
This is a messenger RNA of Carassius auratus (goldfish), 3427 nucleotides long. Its product is annotated as BTB/POZ domain-containing protein KCTD8-like. The transcript is spliced from 2 exons. Bases 481 to 1842 code for a protein of 453 amino acids. Gene Ontology annotation, biological process: protein homooligomerization; regulation of G protein-coupled receptor signaling pathway. Lineage: Eukaryota; Metazoa; Chordata; Actinopteri; Cypriniformes; Cyprinidae. Gene Ontology annotation, cellular component: signaling receptor complex. The record is from RefSeq and is a predicted model, not a curated record. Gene Ontology annotation, molecular function: protein binding.